GGCAAUAUAGUACAACUCUGCCUCGCCGCUCGUCAGUCUGAACGGUGCUGCAUGGCAAGUCUCAAGGGCAAGGCAUGCAUUAGAGAGAGAUUCCCCAACGAAUGCAAAGGAAAAGUAAAUACAUUGGAAUUAAACAGGGAUUUGUACAUGCUUGAUGAAUAAGAUAUACAGUAUCUGGGCUGGAAACCUUGGAAUUUAAGACUUUUUCUACCCAAGCUUUUUUUAUCUUGAGAGAGAACAACAGGUGUUCUCUAUCUCUCUGCGAAGCACGACCUUGCUGUGGUAACCCGUUCGUGGGUUUAUUUGGUCCCAGUCUCCCGGCAACAAGAGGAAUAACCCUAACAAACUGCUGUAUCAGAAAGACAAAUUUCAACACAAAGUGGGAGACAUUCUCUUGGCCCCUAGCCAGGAAUGGUGGAUAACUUCCUAGUGAGCGGCGAGGACACUUUUUUACCGUACGGUGGCUCCCCACCGGCAUACCGCCUGUUGGACAUGGUGACGGACGGGGGGACCUACCAUGUGAUGCCUUCGCCCUUCUCCGAGGAUGACCUGAGCGAGUCGUCCAGCCCUCGCUCCUGCUCCAGCCCCGACUCCCAAGUGCUCAGUUCCAGCUAUGGCAGCAGCUCCAGUGCCGAAAGUUCAGACAGCAUCCUGGACCUUCUGCUGUCCCAGACCUCCCUAGGCGGGGCAGGGACCGGGGCGGCCAUCCCCAUGUCACUGCCCACCUUUCUGUGGGACUCACAGAGGGACGCGCCAUCCCACCCCCACCCAGAGGCCUUGAAGGAGGAGAGCGUGGACUUCCCGGUCUGGUCCUUAGUGGACAUGGAGGAGCCGUCCUUCCAGCCCACCUUAGAGGAGAUAGAGGAGUUCCUGGAGGAGAACAUGGAGGUGGUGUCGUCCAUGAAGCAGGAGGCCCAGGAGGGGGCGCUGGGGCUGGGCCUGGAGGAGAUCUUAGGGCUGGGGGUGGGACUGGAGGUGUACAGGGAGUCCUCAUCCCCGGGGCCAAGGUUGGAGCCAGAGGCCAAGCAUUCAGACCAAACUGUGCCGACCGCAAAUGCUACCACCGUCACCGAGACCAAAAGCACACCAGCCACAUCGUCACAGGAGUACAACGAAGGCCCGCACAAUGACGUGUUCAAGAGUGGUUCAUUAUCCAGCAGGCCAGGAUCAACACAGAGCUGUGCAAAUGGUGGCAGCGCUGGAAUGCCGGUCAUCCUGCAGAUCCAGCCCAUUCAGAUCAAACAGGAACCUGGUGCCACGGUUCCUCCUCCUCCUCCCACAAUUGUCCAGCCUCCUCCUCAGUCGGCAUCAGACAUAAAAAUUGCCCAGCUGCUGGUCAACAUCCAGGGGCAUACCUUCGCCCUGGUGCCCCAGCUGCUUCCCUCCACCAGCCUCAACAUCUCCUCUAAGUUUGUGCGCAUCGCACCGGUGCCCAUCGCUGCCAAGCCCCUGGGCCUCGGUGAGGUGGCGGUCGGGGGCCAGGGCCAUGGGCUGCUGGUGGGGGGUCAGAAGUUUCAGAAGAACCCGGUGGCGGACCUUAUCAAAAUGCAUAAAUGCACUUUUCCCGGCUGCACCAAGAUGUACACCAAGAGCAGCCACCUGAAGGCCCACCUGAGGAGACACACGGGGGAGAAGCCCUUUGCCUGCACCUGGCCGGGCUGUGGAUGGAGAUUCUCACGGUCGGAUGAGCUGUCGCGGCACCGGCGGUCCCACUCAGGGGUCAAACCCUACCAGUGUCCUGUGUGUGAGAAGAAAUUUGCCCGCAGUGACCAUCUAUCAAAACACAUCAAAGUCCAUCGCUUUCCGCGAAACCGGACGCUGCGCACAGCAAACUGACCCCAUCCGGAUCACUCUUCAAUGGACAUAGACCAAGGGAGCACGGAAUGUGUGUGUGUGUGUGUGUGUGUGUGUGUGUGUGUGUGUGUGUGUGUGUGUGUGUGUGUGUGUGUGUGUGUGUGUGUG
Salvelinus namaycush (lake trout) is the source of this 1962-nucleotide messenger RNA. Its product is annotated as Krueppel-like factor 15. Gene Ontology annotation, biological process: regulation of transcription by RNA polymerase II. Gene Ontology annotation, molecular function: DNA-binding transcription factor activity, RNA polymerase II-specific; RNA polymerase II cis-regulatory region sequence-specific DNA binding. NCBI's taxonomy places the organism in Eukaryota, Metazoa, Chordata, Actinopteri, Salmoniformes, Salmonidae. The record is from RefSeq and is a predicted model, not a curated record. The coding region runs from base 412 to 1836 and encodes 474 amino acids. The transcript is spliced from 3 exons.